This is a messenger RNA of Chenopodium quinoa (quinoa), 1555 nucleotides long. Its product is annotated as protein CMSS1-like. The transcript is spliced from 6 exons. The coding region runs from base 322 to 1194 and encodes 290 amino acids. The record is from RefSeq and is a predicted model, not a curated record. NCBI's taxonomy places the organism in Eukaryota, Viridiplantae, Streptophyta, Magnoliopsida, Caryophyllales, Amaranthaceae. Gene Ontology annotation, cellular component: 90S preribosome; nucleus.
UUUAACGGAACUAUUUCUAACACGUAAAUCGAUAAAAAAAAUAUAACUAACGGAAUUUGUUAACGGCAAGAUAACGGCAAGGUUACCGUAUAGAAGCUAAAUGUAUUUUAAGAUUACAGGGUAGAUUUCUCAAAAAGAGUGGGCACAUUGUAGAAAACGGAAAGUUAGAGGGUUAUAAUGUAGAAAAACCAAAAAAAAAAAAAAAAAAAAAAAAAAAAAAAAAAAAAAAAAAAAAAAAAACUUAUGAAGGUUGUUUGGCGCAAAACCCUGGUGUUCAGUUGGAAGCCGCACAACUUGAAAACUUAAACCACAGCAACAACAAUGGCGAAGGGCAAAGAAGUAAGAGGAGGCAAGAACAAACCCUCAAAAUUUGGCAAGAAUAAACCCUCAAAAUUUAGCAAUAAUCGUCCUAAAUCUCUUGCUCCCAAAAAACCCAAAACCAAAAAUCCCAAGAAAAUUAAAAAACAAUUGAAAGAUAAACCCACAAUUGAAAAGGUUGAUAAACCCAUAAAAAAACCUGCUGUUACUUCCCUAAUUCUAUCACCUUCUGAGCGUCGCAGUUUUUUUGUUGAUCAAUUUGAAUCUGCAAAUGGCACCAAACUCUCUUCCCUUGAGUUGGAAUCCAUUAAAGAUACGUACUUUCCAAAGCCGUUGGAGAGAAUUAGUCAAGAUGCUGGCAACUUGGGGGAGCAUAUUAAAGGUGUAUUUGGAUCAUCAUGGAAAGAAGUGCUUUGUGAACCACAACUUGUUGAGGGAAAAGUUGAUCCUGGGAACCCCGCUGUCUUGGUUAUUAGUGCUUCUGCCAUAAAAUCGUUGGAAAUGCUGAGGGGCUUGCGGAUAUUGACUAAAGAAUGCCAAGCUGUGAAGUUAUUCUCGAAGCAUUUGAAAAUUGAUGAGCAGGUAACUCUAUUAAAGAAUCGUGUGAAUAUCGCCAGUGGUACACCAAGCAGGAUAAAGAAAUUGUGUGAAAUGGAGGCCUUAGGGUUAUCACGACUGGAAGUAGUCGUUCUUGAUAUGCAUACUGAUGUUAAAGGCUUUUCAUUGCUUACCCUCCAACAAGUCAGGGAUGAAUUCUGGGAUUUAUAUAAGAGCUAUUUCCACCAGCGACUUCUUCAAGGCAGUCUACGUGUUUGCUUGUAUGGUCCAAUACCAGUCGAAGUUGGUCAGAGUGUGAAAAAGUCUGAAGAUGAAUAAGCCAGCCAUUUUUGAUUUGUUAGUCGAGGGCUAGAUUGUUCUGUAAUUGUUCAUAAUCUUAUAGCUACAAUUUUGGCGUAGUAGAGUUUUUUUUUUUCUCUGGAUUUGCAGGGCCAUGUAAACUGGAUUUGUAACGGGAGUGCAGUGUCAGGUUUGAUCUAUUAGAUUUUUCUUGAGGAAAAGGAAGGAAGAAAUGAUCCAUAGUAAGACACAAAACGCAAUGGUGUAGAUGUAAUUGAUUGUAGGAUUCUAUAUCCUGCAAUUUAUAAACAUGAUGAUAUAAAUUCUUUACUAUGUGAGGUAUAUUUUAUGAGUACUUUUCUUUUCUUUUUCUUUUUCCUGCUUAUGGAGAAAGUUAUUA